Messenger RNA from Nerophis ophidion (straightnose pipefish), 9716 nucleotides. It is a transcript of the gene abca7, whose product is annotated as ATP-binding cassette, sub-family A (ABC1), member 7. Gene Ontology annotation, cellular component: intracellular membrane-bounded organelle; membrane. The coding region runs from base 170 to 7135 and encodes 2321 amino acids. Gene Ontology annotation, biological process: lipid transport; transmembrane transport. Lineage: Eukaryota; Metazoa; Chordata; Actinopteri; Syngnathiformes; Syngnathidae. Gene Ontology annotation, molecular function: ATP binding; lipid carrier activity; ATP hydrolysis activity. The transcript has 50 exons. The record is from RefSeq and is a predicted model, not a curated record.
CAGCGUCAUCUAGGGGCAGGGCUUAAGGCUCUUGUCUUGUAGCUACAAACAGCACGUUGAAUUGGGACACUUCCGGGUAAAAGAGCUUUAAAAAUGCUCAAAACCCCGCGAAUGACAGCUCUAAUCUUCGAAGUUGUAUGCCCAGAUGGUUAAGUAGCGGUUGAGAGGAAUGGCUUUUUUUCGUCAGCUUGUCCUCCUGCUGUGGAAGAACAUCACCUUCCGCAGGAGAAACAAGAUUCAAUUGAUCAUCGAGAUCAUCUGGCCCCUCUUUCUCUUUGUCAUCCUCAUUGCUGUUCGUGAUUCAAAUCGUCCUUACAAACAGGGACAGUGUCACUUUCCAAACAAAGCUUUGCCAUCAGCAGGCACCCUGCCCUGGAUUCAAAGUAUGAUCUGCAAUAUCCACAAUCCCUGCUUGAGCCAAAUGACGCCAGGAGAGACUCCAGGUCAAGCUGGCAACUUUGACAAAGCCAUAAUUUCUCGUGUCUUCGUGGACGCACAGAUGUUAUUGUCUCGGGUUGCAAAGCAGAGAUCGUCAGGCCUGCAGGAUCUGACAGACAGCAUCCAGAAGCUGGCAAAUGAACCUGGAUUCUGGCCAAAUCACCGACUAAAAGACUACCUGAGAGCCAACGAGACAUUUUCCACCUAUUUGCUCAACAACUCCGGUCUCUCCUCAGUGACUGUUGAUCAACUGCUAAAGGCUCGCCUCAAUUUUCGGGCUUCUCGAGUGGGACCUCAGCUGAAGCUUCAGGACUUGUUGUGUGAUAUAAAUGCAUUGAGAGAGUUUCUGACUGUGGAUGAAGGGGAUGAAGCUCUGUCUGAUCUGCAAAAACAGCUGUGUGACCUGCCUGCUGACGUCAUUAGCAAGGCUGAGCGACUUUUUCUCUCUCAGUUGGACCCCAGAAAGUUGUUCACGGUUGAUUUUCUUCGGGCCAAUAUGAUGGACUUGAUGAAUAUCAACAAAGCCAUUGGCUCUUUAGCCCAGGAUCUUAGUGUCAUCACGGAUAGUUUGUCCAGCUUCACAGACCUGAGGGAGGAGCUGCGCUUUGUCUUUCUGGAGAAUCAGACACUUCUACCCAGGCGCAGUUCCCAGGCGUUCUCAAACAUAAUGUGUGGCUACAACGUUAUUGGCGGGGCUUCCAUCCCUUCACUCAACUGGUAUGAAGACGACAGCGUCAAGUCGUUCUUGGGAAAAAACGACCCAGAAGACAAGAAUCUUCAUCAUGAUUUUAAAGAACCUUUUUGUCGAAACUUGAUUCAAACUCUGGAGUCCAAUCCUCUGUCAAGCAUUGUAUGGCGAGGAAUGAAGCCUCUUUUAGUUGGAAAACUCCUGUACACACCUGACACACCUGCAGUUCAACAAGUUAUGAAAAAGGUGAACCAGACUUUUCAGGACCUCCAAAUCUUCCAGGAUCUUAACGAAGCUUGGUUGGAGCUGGGACCCGAAAUUAAGAAAUUUAUGGAGACUAGUAUGGAAAUUCAGAUACUACAGAGUUUGCUUGAGAGUCCAGAUUUUGCUAGAAUGGUCAACCUGCUACUGCGGAACACGACCUGGACAGCCUCAUGGAUUGCGCAUUUCCUAUCCAAAACCGUACCAGAUGCGCCACGGAAUCCAGGAGAACCUCCCACCUGGUUGGAAACCUACAACGAUGUCGAUCAUGCCAUCGCCGCACUUGCACGAGUCACUCAGUGUUUUUCCGGCAACAAGCUGAAGGGGUUGAAGAAUGAAGAUCAGCUGAUCAACAAGGCUUUGGAGCUCCUUGAGGACAGAAAGUUUUGGGCAGGUGUGGUGUUUCUGCUUCCUAACACUUCUUCUUCUGAGCUGCCGCCGCACGUCAAGUACAAGAUCCGAAUGGAUAUCGAUGAGGUUACCCGUACUAAUAAGAUCAAAGACAGGUUUUGGGAUCCCGGCCCAGCAGCUGACGCCAUUAAUGACAUGCGCUACAUUUGGGGUGGAUUUGUGUAUGUUCAGGACCUGGUAGAGAAAGCACUGACUGGAGUAAAACAAAGGAUUGGCAUCUAUGUUCAGCAGAUGCCUUACCCAUGUUAUGUGGAUGAUGUGUUCCUCAGAGUGUUGAACCGCUCUCUUCCGCUCUUCAUGACACUGGCCUGGAUUUAUUCAGUGGCAAUGAUCAUCAAAUGUGUGGUGUAUGAGAAGGACGCCAGGCUGAAAGAAACCAUGAGAAUUAUGGGUCUGAAUACCGGAACAUUGUGGCUCGGCUGGUUCAUCAGCAGCCUCGUACCUUUUCUGUUCUCUGCUGCACUCCUGAUUGCAAUACUAAAGUGGGGCGAUAUCUUGCCGUACAGCAACCCGGCUGUCGUGUUUUUUUUCCUGUCUGCAUUUGCCACUGCCACUAUCACGCAGUGUUUGUUCAUCAGUACAAUCUUCUCCAAAGCCAACCUGGCCGCCGCAUGUGGAGGACUCAUAUACUUCAGCCUCUACCUUCCCUACGUACUGUGCGUGGCCUGGAGAGACCUCCUUAACACAACCCACAAGGUCUUUGCUAGUUUUUUGUCUCCUGUGGCCUUUGGGUUUGGCUGUGAGUAUUUCUCUCAAUACGAAGAGCAAGGCAUCGGCAUCCAGUGGCACAAUUUAUGGUCCAGUCCUGUGAAAGGAGACUCAUACAACUUCAGCACGGCGAUAGUUAUGCUUUAUGUGGAUGCUUUCAUCUACAUUAUCGCAGCCUGGUACAUCGAUGCUGUGUUCCCUGGUGACUAUGGUAUCCCCCGACCUUGGCACUUUCCUUUUCAUAUGAAUUACUGGAGUGGAAUACCCCUGGAGGCCGGCAUGCUAAUCCCACCUGCCCCUCCUGAGCAAGGGGAAGAUCAUAUUGAACCAGAGCCUAGUAACCUGGUCCUUGGCGUAAGCAUAACAAACCUGGUGAAAAUCUAUGAGAAAGGAGGCAAGUUGGCUGUCAACCACCUCAACCUGAAGUUCUAUGAAGGGCAGAUCACAUCAUUUCUGGGCCACAACGGAGCAGGCAAAACUACUACAAUAUCUGUCCUGACCGGUUUGUUCCCACCUACCUCGGGGACAGUGUACAUCAACGGGAUGGACAUUCGCUACGACAUGGACAUCAUCCGAAGGACCCUAGGCGUGUGUCCGCAACACAAUAUCCUGUUUGACACUUUAACAGUGGAGGAGCAUGUGUGGUUUUAUGGACGUCUAAAAGGUUUGUCUGAAGAAGAGGUGAAGGCAGAGAUGGACCCUCUACUCGAUGAUGUUGGUCUGCUGCACAAAAGACAUGAACAAACCAAAAACCUCUCUGGUGGCAUGCAGAGGAAGCUGUCUGUGGCAAUUGCAUUUGUUGGAGGCUCCAAAGUGGUUGUUUUGGAUGAACCUACAGCAGGGGUAGACCCGUACGCCCGCAGAGGUAUCUGGGACCUGCUGCUCAAAUAUCGCAAAGAUCGAACCAUCAUCCUGUCCACUCACUACAUGGAUGAGGCGGAGCUACUUGGUGAUCGAAUAGCUAUCAUCUCCCAUGGAAAGCUAUGCUGCUGUGGGUCGCCCCUCUUUCUAAAAUCUAAACUGGGAUCUGGCUACUACCUGACCGUGGUCAAGAAAGAACAACUGAACCCCAGCACACCCACCCAGGGGCGUCGAGGUGGGGGGGACAGCAUGUCUAUGAGUGGAGACACCGAGCUGCUGAGUGACGGCAACACCACAUUUGGGGCUGCACUGCUCUCUUUGGCGCGGCACCACAUUCCUGGUGCAAGGGUGGUGAAUGAAUCAGGUCGCGAGGCAGUGGUGAAAAUACCCCAGGAAGCUGCCAAGGACAGCAGGUUGGCUGUUUUCCUGACUGAACUGGAUCAGAAGCUGGGUGAACUUGGAAUCCUCAGCUACGGCUUGUGUGACAGCACGUUGGAGGAAAUCUUUCUUCGAGUGGCCGAGGAAUCUGAUAUUGAUGCUGAAACAGAGCUCGAUGCUGGUCCUUCUCAGCGGUCACAACCAUCAGAGCCGUGGCAACAUUUUGAAGUAUCAGAGACAGGAAGGAAAAGGCUUCGUAGGCAAGAACCACUGGAGACGGACAUGCUAAGUGGAGAUGGCCAAGGUGGAUUACCCCUGACAGGAUGGUGGCUGAUCUGGCAGCAGCUGAGAGCUCUCUUUAUUAAACGAUGGCUGUAUGCUCGCAGGAGUCGCCGGGGCUUCUUUGCUCAGAUUGUCCUGCCUGGUGUGUUUGUGCUGGUUGCUCUGCUCGCCAGUCUCAUUGUACCGCCAUUAGGGAAGUACCCUGUCCUGAAGCUCGAGCCCUGGAUGUAUGGAGAACAGUUCACUUUCUUCAGCAACGAUGCUCCUGAAAAUCCAGUUUUGGAGAACCUGCUGGAAGCUCUGCUCGACAAGCCAGGUUUUGGAACCAAGUGUAUGGUGGACGAAGACAAUAACAUGGCACCUGAGUGUGACAGCCAGCAAGGGCGUUUGUUCAUACGGCCUCAGGUGUCCUACUCCGUUCUGCAAAUGUUCAAUAGAGGCAACUGGACCAAAAAGAGGACUCCUGACUGUCAAUGCAGCACAGACGUUGUCAGACGGAUGCUCCCUGAAUGUCCGCAGGGGGCCGGUGGACUUCCGCCACCACAGAUCAAGAGGCAGACAGGGGACAUCCUCCAAAAUCUGACAAAUUAUAACAUCUCAGAUUACCUGGUGAAGACCUACCCACAGAUCCUUAAGAAAAGCCUGAAGACCAAAAAAUGGGUGAAUGAAUUUAGGUACGGAGGUUUCUCCCUGGGAGGCAAUACCAUCAAGACUUCACCUCAGGAACUCUCUGUCCAAGAUUCCAUUAGGAAAAUCAGAACCCUCUACCCUGUUCAAUUGGAUGAGCGAUUGAAUGGUGCAUUGGAUAAAUUCUUAGACAAGCUGCCUGGUUUUGUGGAACGACUUAACACUGAAACCAAUGUCAAGGUGUGGUUCAAUAACAAAGGUUGGCAUGCGAUGGUAUCAUUUGUUAAUGUGAUGAACAACGGCAUUCUCCGAGCCGGCCUGCCACCUGGUCAACAGAAACAAAAAUAUGGCAUCACUGCAUACAAUCAUCCAUUAAACCUCACCAAAGCGCAGCUUACCCAAGUUGUCAUCAAGACAACAUCAGUGGACGUUCUGAUUUCUGUCUGUGUGAUGUUUGCCAUGUCCUUUGUGCCAGCCAGUUUUGUCCUUUUCCUGAUUGAGGAGCGAGCCAGUAAAGCCAAACACCUCCAGUUUGUCAGUGGUGUCAAACCAUUCCUCUACUGGGUGGCAAAUUUUUCCUGGGACUUGCUAAACUACACUGUCCCAGCCAUCAUGGUGGUGGUGAUAUUCAUCUGUUUCCAGCAACAGGCUUACGUCUCUGCAACCAACCUGCCAGCUCUUGUUCUGCUCCUCCUCUUCUAUGGGUGGUCCAUCACUCCUUUGAUGUACCCAGCAUCCUUUGUGUUCAGCGUUCCCAGCACGGCCUACGUUGUCUUGACCUGCAUCAAUCUCUUCAUCGGAAUCAACGGCAGCAUUGCAACGUUUGUCUUGGAAUUGUUUAACGAUGAGUAUUUUAGGGAGGUGAACAUUAUCCUGAAGAAGGUGUUUCUCAUCUUCCCUCAUUUCUGCUUGGGACGAGGACUCAUCGACAUGGCAAAGAAUCAAGCCAUGGCCGACAUCUUUCAGAGACUAGGCAAUAAGCAGACCCCGGAUCCUUUCCAGUGGGACUUUGUCGGGAAAAACCUCUUUGCUAUGGCAGUUGAGGGCAUUUUUUUUUUUAUCUUCACCAUAUUGUUGCAGUACGCAGUCCACAGGCGCUGCAGACCAUGGUGGGUUGGGUCUGAGAUCCCUCCUCUCAGCCCAGAAGAUGAGGACGUGGCCAAGGAGAGAGAACGGGUUAAAAGUGGCAAAGCUAAAACUGACAUCCUGACCAUGAUGGACUUGAGCAAAGUGUAUGGAGCAGGCAGGAAGCCAGCAGUGAAUCGUCUCUGUCUGGGGAUUCCUCGUGGUGAGUGUUUUGGCCUCCUUGGGGUCAAUGGAGCAGGGAAGACAACUACAUUUCGCAUGCUGACAGGAGACACACCCGUCACUUCUGGAAUGGCUUUCCUCGACCACCACAGUAUCCUGACAGAGAUAGAGAGAGUUCACCAGCUGAUGGGCUACUGCCCGCAGUUUGAUGCCAUUAGCCACCUGCUGACUGGCAGGGAACAUUUGGAGCUGUUCGCCCGUCUACGGGGGGUACCUGAAAGGUCUGUCACCAAGGUGGCUCAAUGGGGCGUGAAGAAGCUGGGAUUGAGCCAGUAUGCUGAACAAGAAGCUGGACGCUACAGUGGAGGCAACAAGAGAAAGCUUUCCACUGCUAUUGCCCUCAUCGGAGCUCCACCAGUCUUAUUUCUGGAUGAGCCCACUACUGGCAUGGAUCCUAAAGCAAAAAGGUUCCUGUGGAACUGCAUCCUCAGCAUCACCAAAGAGGGAAGGGCUGUAGUUCUGACCUCCCACAGUAUGGAGGAGUGUGAGGCUCUCUGCACCAGAAUGGCCAUCAUGGUCAACGGCAGGUUCCAGUGUCUUGGAUCAGUGCAACAUUUGAAAAACAGGUUUGGUGACGGCUACACCAUCAUCCUACGUCUGAGAGACAGUCAAUCCAAUCCAGGCUCAUGCCCCGUCAUCAACUACAUGAAGCACUCCUUCCCUGUCAUCGAGCUGAAGGAGCAACACCACAACAUCCUGCAGUACCAGCUGCCCUCACACGCCUGUUGCCUGGCUCAACUGUUUGGUGUGCUGGCCAACAACUAUGAGGAGCUGGGCAUUAGCGACUUCUCUGUUUCACAAACCACCCUGGACCAGGUCUUUGUCAACUUUGCAAAGGCGCAGACUGACGAUGACCUGCUCAUGGAGGUGAUCAGCAGUAACGGAGAAGAUCUCACCAACCCGACCACCCCAAACACUCACAAUAACCCUCGCACCGUCCAAACCCCGCCUUCAAUGCCACUGCAGCCAGUGACAACCUCCCCUGACAAAGAAAAAGGGGGGAAAGUGAAAACAUCCAAAGUUCUAAGCGAUGAAAGCAGCCAAUGCUCGAGUGGUAGUGAUGAUGAUGAUGAUGAUGGUGGUGGGGGCGGCGGCAGUCAAGGAGCGGUGAGUCACAGAGAUCCUUCUGCUCUCUUCAUAGUGGGCCCCAGCACAGUGGAGACCCCACUGUGACAUUGUCCCAAUCCAAUUAGUAGCUCUAUGUUCUAUACAUCAAUGUUCAAUUGGAAGGUAAAGAGGACUUACGAUGGACGUCAUUUUUUCUGACUUGUAAAUGUUACAACGUUGGACAUGCGUGUGAUGAAAUGAUACGGUUCAUGCAUUUUGGCGUGAGCUUUCACGCAGUUUUGGAUGCCUCUUUUAGCAGGGUUUUGCAGUCUGGCUACGUUGUGACGUCGCCUUAAGGUGGAGGCACCUAUUUAGACAUUACUGGUAAGUCAAGCAAUCAGUAUUCAUCCAGGCAGUGGUUGUCAUGGCAACGCGUGCCACCAUGGUGAUAUAGUGUGUGUAUGCAGCUUCUCCCUGGCUGGAUAGGAAAAAUAAUCAGUAUAUAUAAUAAUCACUUAUGUAUGUAUGUAUGUGUAUAUAUAUAUAUAUAUAUAUAUAUAUAUAAAUCAGGCCAAAUGUUUGGGCACACCUCAUUCAAUGCGUUGUCUUUAUUUUCAUGACUAUUUACAUUGCAGAUUGUCACUGAAGGCAUCAAAACUAUGAAUGAGCACAUGUUGAGUUAUGUACUUAACAAAAAACAAAAAAAGGUGAAAUAACUGAAAACAUGUUUCAUAUUCUUGUUUCUUCAAAAAGCCACACUUUGCUCUGACUACUGCUUUGCACACUCUUGGCAUUCUCUGAUGAGCUUCAAGAGGUAGUCACAUGAUAUGGUUUUCACUUCACAGGUGUGCUUGAAGCCCAUUGAGAGAAUGCUAAGAGUGUGCAAAGCAGUAAUCAGAGCAAAGUGGGGCUUUUUGAAGAAACUAGAAUAUGAAACAUGUUUUCAGUUAGAUCACAUUUCACUCCAUAAUUUGUGUGUGUGUGUGUGUGUGUGUGUGUGUGUGUGUGUGUGUGUGUGUGUGUGUGUGUGUGUGUGUGUGUGUGUGUGUGUGUGUGUGUGUGUGUGUGUGUGUGUGUGUGUGUGUGUGUGUGUGUGUGUGUGUGUGUGUGUGUGUGUGUGUGUGUGUGUGUGUGUGUGUGUGUGUGUGUGUGUGUGUGUGUGUGUGUGUGUGUGUGUGUGUGUGUGUGUGUGUGCGCGCGCGCGUGCGUGCGUGCGCGCGACAAUCAAAGGCACUUUAACUCCACAUGUGUUCAUUCAUAGUUUUGAUGCCUUCAGUGACAAUCUAAAGUAUAAAUAGUCAUGAAAAUAAAGAAAACGUAUUGAACAAGGUGUGUCCAAACUUUUGGCCUGUAAAGUACAUGACAUUUACAUACAUAUAUAGACAUACAGUAUAUAUAUAUAUAUAUAUAUUAUAUAUAUGCGUGUAUGUAUAUGUAAAUAUAACAUGUAUAUAUGUAUAUCUGUAAAUGUAUAUGCAUUAUAUAUAUAUGUAUCUAUAUGUUUAUAUACAUGUGUAUAUAUGUAUAUAUGUGUAUACAUUUAUAUUAUACAUAUAUAUAAAUAUAUAUAUAUAUAUAUAUGAAUGUAUGUAUGUAUACUAUAUAUAUAUAUAUGUGUGUAUAUAUAUAUAAAUAUAUAUAUAUAUAUAUAUAUAUAUAUAUAUAUAUAUAUACACACACACAUACAUACAUAUAUGGUCAUAUUUGACAGGUUUACUUAUGAAGGCGCACUGCCAGAAUCACAAACAUUUUUCAAUUACACAGUGAAUAGUAUGGAAUAGAGCCCUUGAUGAGUUGCUGGAAAUACAAAUGUGAAGGAAAAGAAAUCACAAAAACUACCAGAAUGUUUUCCACUGAAUGUUCUUGUAAGCUGUUACAUAGUUGCACUUGAAGCAUGGUUGUUUACCUCGUCUACAUGUACGCUGUACGUCCUAUUUAAAUGUUGGACAGGGCAUUAUUCUAGUAUUUAUUAUACUUAUUUAUUUUACGGUUUGUCCUCUGACCAAUACAUUGUUGGAGUAAACCAUGGUUCUUUUCUUGAACAGUCUAAAGGUCAAGUCCACUGGAAGAUGGAACAAAAAGUAUUAAAAGUGGUCACAGAUAAAUGGUAGAGCGAUGGUCUCACUCUUGCAAAUCCAGUCAAGUCGGUCAAUCAAGAGCAAGAAUGAGUCUUCAUCCUCUUUAUUGGACAUGUGUUGUGUGUUUAAAGUUUAGUCAUUGGGGAUGUACAGUAUUUUUGGGGGGAAAUGAGGAUGUGUAGCUAAAUCAUUCCUGUCUUUGACAGCUCAAAUCUCAUUUAUCCUAGUGCAACACUCCUCAAUAUGUAAGACUAAACUAAAUUAAAAAAGCAACUUGCAAGCAUCCUUGAAGUAGCCAAAGAUGGAUACAACACAAGCUAAAGUGACCACUCUUAAAUGUUUUAUUAGGUGAAUUUAAGUCAAAUGAAAUGUGGAACAAACAAACGAAUAGACUAUUCUAACAGUGUGGUACACAGGUUGCCAAGGUUACAUAGACUCUCUUUCACUCAUUACAUAAUGUUUUACUUGUGUUACUUCUGAAGUUUGAACAUUUGAAAGUGUGCUCAGGUGUGGUUAAAAGUUUCCCAGUGAGCAUGUGCGAAUUUUGUCUUCAGGGUUUUCUUGUAGCCAUUUUCUUUUGUCCAGUCUAUCAAAUUCCAUGUAUUUAAUAAAAAAAAAACUAUACCGAC